AUGAAAUUCGUGCUGCAACCGCUGGUGAUACACGUCAUGAACUGCGACGUGAAAUUACGAAUGACGGGAGGCGGCGCGGAGAAGCGCAAGCAUGGCGAAAUGCUACCGAGUACUAUACGCGCGAUCAUUUGUGGUCCGUCGAAUAGCGGUACCGCGGCCUCACCCCCAGGGGGCUGGCGAGACAAACGCGGGCUAGCGCUCAAGAUCCGCCCGGCGGGGGAUAUAAGCCCGCCGAAACAGCGACAAUUCGCUCAGUGCCCACCGUUCUCGCUACACGCCUACAGUGCAGUGCAGAAUACAGACAGCAAACUGAAGAGGCAGAGGACUAGGCCCGGCAGAGUGCCAGCUGGACCAGUACAGCGGCAGCAUCAGUCUCAGCAGCAACAGCCUACGGAGCAGCCAUCGCAGCAGCAGCCUCCGCCGCAGCAACAGCAGCAGCAGCCUCCGCCGCUGCAGCAGCAGCAGACACCGCCGCACCACCAAUGGACGCCAUAG
Messenger RNA from Trachymyrmex cornetzi, 495 nucleotides. RefSeq names its product glutenin, low molecular weight subunit-like. Bases 1 to 495 code for a protein of 164 amino acids. The transcript has 2 exons. The record is from RefSeq and is a predicted model, not a curated record. NCBI's taxonomy places the organism in Eukaryota, Metazoa, Arthropoda, Insecta, Hymenoptera, Formicidae.